AUGCAUAAUAAUAGUAACUUUUUUAGAAAUGAUUUGAAUUUGAAGAAAAAGCAAACUUCUAUCAAAACAAUUACAAGUCUUAUUGGUUUGUCAGGUGUGACUAUUUGGUACAUACACAAUAAAAAAGUAAUUCAUGCAGAUACAUCCAGUAAUCUUGUAAAAGAUUCAAUUGAAACUAUAGAGGAGCCAGAAAGUAAAAUUAGAAUUCCAGCAUGCAUAACACUACGUGAUGGAUCAAAGGCGGUACUUAUUGGGAUGGGAACUAGAAGAGUUUCGUUUUUGAAUAUAAAUGUAUAUAUUGUUGGAAUGUAUAUAAGAGAAAAAGAUAUUGAAAUACUGAAAAAAUGGAAGGGUUUUGAUAAAGAGAAAUUUAUGUCUUCAAGUGAUGAAUCAGUUGCGUCAAUGUUAUUGGAUCAACCUAUUGAAAUCUCCAUUAGGAUAGAACCUAUUAGAAACACCAACGGACAACAUUUACGAGAUGGAUUUGCAAGAGCUUUAAACAUUAGAUUACAAGACGGGAUAGUGGAAGCAAUCAAGAUAUUUAAAACAAAAUUUUCAAAAUCAAUUAUAAGAGCUGGCACUGCUUUAGUUCUUACUAGACUGAAAGAUGGAGGUUUAAGAAUGGAUUAUGAGGGGAAAGAAAUGGGGAUUGUAUAUAAUGAUUGGUUAUCAAAAAAUAUUUUUAUGGGAUAUUUAUCGGCGAAACAUCCAAUAUCUAUAAAG
Entrophospora candida is the source of this 723-nucleotide messenger RNA. Lineage: Eukaryota; Fungi; Glomeromycota; Glomeromycetes; Entrophosporales; Entrophosporaceae. The record is from the annotation of a GenBank genome assembly.